CAUCAUCAUCAUCAAGUUGCACAAGCACAUUAACUAGCUUGAGUCCUUGCUUGAACUACAUAAUGGGAAGCUCAUCAACACCACCAUCUUCAUGUUGCUCUCAACUCUCAAGUCUGUCCUUAACGGUGGAGGUUCCAAUUUGGGAAUCCCCAUUAACCAAACUCUUGCUUUGUCUCUUCCUAGUGCUUGCAAAGUUCAAACUCCACCAGUAAGCCAAUGCAAAGGUGUUAAUGGAGAAGCAUCUUCGGGUUCUCCGGUGGGAUCUCCAUUUGGUUCCCCAGCUGAAUCUCCAGCUGAUUCACCUGAAGGUUCAAUUGCACCUUCAGAUUCAGGUUCAGAUUCUCCCUCAGUUGCAGGAUCUAAGAGAGUUCCAGGAACAAAUGGUGGGUCAUCUGAUGGAAGCAACAUUAAAUUCCCCUCCCACUUUUUGCUCUCUCUUGUAAUUGUUUCUUGUUUCUCUUCCAUCACACCAACCUCUGAUUUUUUAGUCUUGUCUGCAGAGACUUGAGAGACUUGAGUGCUGAGGUUUUGCCUUUUGUUGUGUCACUUCUUAUCUAUGUAGUUUGAAUAAAUAAUGAGUUUAAUUUUAUAUAUGUUUCCUUUAUUAUUCAGGCUUGAU
Molecule: messenger RNA, 619 nt
Organism: Arachis stenosperma
Lineage: Eukaryota; Viridiplantae; Streptophyta; Magnoliopsida; Fabales; Fabaceae
Product: non-specific lipid transfer protein GPI-anchored 5-like
Exons: 3
Coding region: 92-508 (138 amino acids)
Source: RefSeq, a predicted model, not a curated record